Anisakis simplex (herring worm) is the source of this 606-nucleotide messenger RNA. The record is from the annotation of a GenBank genome assembly. NCBI's taxonomy places the organism in Eukaryota, Metazoa, Nematoda, Chromadorea, Rhabditida, Anisakidae.
AUGGAGCAGCACUGCAUUUACUUCGGAUUCGCCUUCAACGCAUCGGCACAGAACGAAGCGAAUGCAAGGCGAUUAUCGCGAUACUCUGAGCAAAAGCAGUGUCUAGCCGUAUGUACAAGUUUGCAUCAUAGUGAUAUGAAUUACUAUCAACAAGCACAACAACAACAACAACAGCAACAACCUAUCUACAAAACUCAAUUGGUAGCACAAGAAAAGCAUCUACUGGCAAGGCAUUCGAACGAAGAUGUAGAAUAUAUGCAACGAUAUGCAGUCGAGCCAACAGGCAGAUAUUCACCCACUCAGCGUGUAUCGUUUGUUGGUAAUUUAUCUGCAGUAGACAAGAUGAGGUUGCGCCAUAUAAACUGCUCUAACAAUGCAGCCCAAUUGUCGCCGUCUUCUUGCCGAGAGCACGAUAGCGUCUACGAAGAGAUUGAUGGUACACCCGACGAAACCGGUGUAUCCACUCAACGAUGUUGUCGUUCCGCAGAAGAGGGUUCCGAUUCCGGAAUUGCUAGUCCGGAGCCGAAUGUAGAUGUAGAUGGUUGUUGCUUGAGGUAUUCGCAGGUGACGGAUCGGAAGGUGAACGACUUUCAGACGAAUCUCUGA